AUGGACAAAAUUAAUGUGUCAAGAAAGACCAAUGAAGUGGUGUACACAUCAUUGUUCAAGCAAGAGAGAGAGAGAAAUAAGCUGGAGAGACAAAUACAAAAGUUACAGAGAGACCUACAAAACGAGAAAGUAAAGAGGAAAGUUGCAGAGAACAAUAAUAGUGAAUUACAGAAAAGGAUAAAAAAAUUUGCCUCUAAAUCUACAAGUGCAAAGAACGAACAGUCAAAGGUGGAACUAAAUGAACUGAAGAAAAGGUUAGAUGAAAGCAUUAAAAAAUUUGAAAGUGAAAGAGCCUCUUUAGUACAAUUAUACAAAAAUCUGGAGAAUGUCAUUGCCUCAACAAAAAAUUUACAAUACCAAUUGAACAAAGAGAAGGAAAGAGAAAAUCGAUGGGAAGAAAAAGUAGAGGAAGAAAGAAAAAACAAUGAAAAACUGACACAAGAGCUGCAUAUGGCAUACAAUGAUAUUAACUCUCUCAAAGACAAAUUGAGCGGGUCUUGGAAACAAACAUGA
This is a messenger RNA of Cryptomeria japonica (Japanese cedar), 513 nucleotides long. RefSeq lists its product as uncharacterized. Bases 1 to 513 code for a protein of 170 amino acids. The transcript has a single exon. NCBI's taxonomy places the organism in Eukaryota, Viridiplantae, Streptophyta, Pinopsida, Cupressales, Cupressaceae. The record is from RefSeq and is a predicted model, not a curated record.